Messenger RNA from Ambispora leptoticha, 319 nucleotides. The record is from the annotation of a GenBank genome assembly. NCBI's taxonomy places the organism in Eukaryota, Fungi, Glomeromycota, Glomeromycetes, Archaeosporales, Ambisporaceae.
UGGUGAAAACCUACGUCUCGACAAUAUAAACAACUGGAGUGCCGACAACAUGCAGAAAGUCCAAACGAUAUUAGAAGAUUGCAUCCCAUAUAUACGCUUCUUUCAAAUAACUAGCGAAGAUUAUUAUCUCAAAGUCUAUCCAUUCGGAAAUAUGCUUUCUUCAUUUGAAAAUGGUCUGAUAGCUUAUUAUCUCGCACCAAAAUUGUAUCCUAAAGAAAAAUUGGAAGGAUACACCCCUAAACGUGGUAAGACAAUUGAGGAAAUGGAGGCAAAGGAAAGUGACACUAAACAGCCUUCUAGUUCAAGUCAAAUUAAAUAA